Molecule: messenger RNA, 4325 nt
Organism: Cuscuta epithymum
Lineage: Eukaryota; Viridiplantae; Streptophyta; Magnoliopsida; Solanales; Convolvulaceae
Source: the annotation of a GenBank genome assembly
GGACAAGAUAACACUCCCACAACCCCCCAUUCGCACUCCCAAAGAUAAUAUAGAAGGAGAGAGCCACAUACUUCAAGAGAGAGGUGAAGAAAGAAGCUGGCCGCAGAUUCGUUUUCCAGUAGAUAGGGUUGCUUGUUUGAUCCAUAACUUGAGAUUUAUGCGUCCAAUAAAGGCGUGUGAGAUACCAAAAGAAAUAUCUCAAGACUAGAAAUCCGUGAAGGUCUGGUUUGCAUCAAUCAGAGUAGUGUAAAGCUUCCAAAUCGUCCGAGAAAAACACAACCUCGCAGAAACAGAUUUACUCUUCUAAAGAAACGAGUUCGCCGGAAAACAGCCAUUCUAGGGGCUGUUUUUGUAUCAACGUUUAGGGGUUGAGCUAGCACUUUGAGGAGGCUGUUUAACACCCAUACUUAGGCAAGGAAUCAGUUCUUAAUCCACCUUGACCGAAGCUUUGACCAUUGAAUCAAGAAGGAAAGGCUUAAAGCUCAAUUAAGGUUGAGCCUCGAGCUUGCUACCUGUGCCCGUUGCUCGGGUGAUCCUUUGGAGUGAAGACGUGGUUGUUGACGUGUCCAGGGAGGUCCGGGGCGUGACAACAAGCACUACUAGAAAAUUGUCUUAUAGUGACACUUUUAUAGUGGUAGUUUUAGAAAUUAGUCACUAACAGAUGCAUUAACAAAGCAACACUUUCUGAUGACAGCUCUUGGCUGCAAUGGCUGGUUUCGAAACAAGAGCUAUCAUCAGAAAGUGUUGCUUUGUUAAUGCAUCUGUUAGUGACACUAAUUUCUAAAAGUGUCUGUAAGACAGUUUUCUAGUGGUGUAUAUCUUGACCAGGGAAUAAAAAAGCACAAAACAGUGCCAUAUACUCCCCAGCAAAAUGGUAUAGUUGAGCAUAUGAAGAGAACUUUGCUUGAUAAAGUGAGAAGCUUACUUGCUACCUCUAGCAUGUCUAAGAAAUUAUAGAGUGAAGCAGUUAGUACUCUUGCCUAUUUGAUAAAUAGGUCCCCUUAUGUUCCUCUAGGAGGAAAGUGUCUUGAACCUGUUAUGUCUGGUAAACCCGUUGACUUAUCCAAUCUUAGAGUCUUUGGUUGUGCUGCCUAUGUUCAUCAACAACUGGAUAAGUUAGAUCCUAGGUCUAAGAAAUGUGUUUUCCUAAGGUGUCCUUAUGGGGUUAAGGGUUAUAUAAGUUGUGGGAUAGAAACCAAAUGGGUUUUAAGGUAGUGAUCGUUAGGGAUGUGAUUUUCAAUGAGUCUAAGUUUCUCUGUCUGAAUGUUCCUACACCAAAUCAAAUUCCUAUUUCUGAUAGUGUCCAACUUGAGGUGGAGUCUAUUCCUAUUGCUCUCAUUCCAUUAUUCGAUACAGAUGUGAAUAAUUUAGAUGUUACUGAUGUUGAAAAUACCUCCACUGCUAGUGAGGUGGAUUCUUUAAAUGAUCAUGAACUUGAAUUUCAUGAUAUACAUGUUGAGUCUGAUUUUCAUGAUAACAGUGACCAACGUAACCCGUCUAUGGAGCAUGAAGUUUAUGAUUUUCAUAACUAUCGACUUGGUAGGGAUAGAAGUUAGAGAAUUGUCAAAGAAACUUCAGAUAUAGUAUGUCUGAUUAUGCAUUUCACAUGCAUGACUAUGUUUGCUCACUCUAUGAUUCAGACCCUAGAGUUGAAUGAACCCAAAACCUAUAGUAAAGCCCCGAGUUCUAAGGAGUCCCAUAAGUGGCUUAGCGUCAUGAAAAGUGAGAUGGAUUCUUUGAGAUUUAAUCAAACCUGGAUCCUUGUUCCCAACCUCCCAACUGCUCUGUUGUAGGGUGUAAAUGGUUGUUUAAGGUAAAUAAAGGAAGAAUCCAACAAUGUGAGGUUUAAGUUUAGGUUAGUUGCCAAAGGGUUUACUCAAAAGAGGGGAUAAAUUAUGCUCAGAUAUUUGCUCAUGUGGUUAAGUUUACUACUGUCAUAAUUAUGCUUGUUCUUGUUGCUCACUUAAAUUGGGAAAUGAAACAGAUGGGUGUGACCACUACUUUCUUGCAUGGUGAUCUUGAUAAAAAGAUAUACAUGACCCAACCUAAAGGGUUUGUGGAUCCCAAGAAGAGUGAUUAUGUGUUUUUUUUUUGUUUUUUAACCCCAGAAAGCAAACCACCAAAAUCGGUGGGGUAAAUGCCGAGGGACAUUUACCGGUUUUUAUUAGAGGUACAAAAUGAGAGGAGGAUAAGGAAGGCCUUGUAUGGUCUGAAGCAAACUCCUAGACAAUAGAAUAUUAAUUUUGAUCAAUGCAUGAAAUAUAUGAAGUUUGCUAAAUAUGCUUGUGAUCAUUGUUUGUAUUAUAAGAAUACUUCUUAUAUGCAUGUGUUCUUAUUGCUUUAUGCGGAUGAUAUGUUAAUCAUUAGUCCCAACCUUGAUUCCAUUGUUCAUGUGCAAAGUUGUCUCUGUGAAAAUUUUUCCAUGAAAGACCUAGGAAAUGAAAAGAGGAUCCUAAGCAUUAACAUCAUUAGGGAUAGGAGCAAAUCUACUCUUUUGCUAAACCGAGUUUCUUAUGUGGAAAAGGUUUAAGUAAGUUUAAUAUGCAACUUGCUUUUCUUGUUAAUGUUCCUUCGACAUCUCAUUUUGUGCUAAGUAAGGAUUAGGGUUGUUAACAAACCGAGCUUUUAUCGAACUAUUCGAGUUCGAGCUCGGUUUCGAACCUAAAGAACUGAGCUUAACGAGCUUUCAAACGCGAACCCUAGCUGAGUCUUAAGUUCGAAAAAUUAAUCGAGCCGAGCUCGAACAUAGUAGUAUUCGGUUCAGUUCGAACUCGAGCCUAUCGAACACCCUGAAAUUAUAAAUAUAAUAUAUAUAUAUAAUCAAAAUUUUAAAUAUAAUUAGUAUGAUUUUAUAAAUUUAAAUAUGAUUAUUAACGAACCGAAUACUUGUCGAAUCAUUCGAGCACGAGCCUAUUAACGAGCAUCACCUAAAAUUUUAAAUUCGGCCAUAUUUAUCGAGUUUAUCGAGCGCUCGGUUCGAACAUCGAACGCCUAUCGAGCCGAACACGAGCCUCAUUUGUAAAGCUCGUCAUUUGUAAAGCUCGUCGAGCUUCGAGCUCGAACCCGAACAUCAUUAAUUCCUUACCGAGCCGAACUCGAGCUUUAGGUGUUCGGGCUCGGCUCGUUGACAGCCCUAGUAAGGACGAGUCUCUCAAAAUUGAUUCUAAAAUUAAUAAGAUGGCUAAUACUCGGCCAGACUGGAAUAUGGCCAUAUUCCAGUGUUAUUGGUUUUGUCAUGUACCUUAUAGUCAAUACUCGGCCAGACAUUGUUUAUGUUGUUAGUUGUUUAAGUUUUUACAUGUCUAAUCCUGUUAUGCCUCACUGGAAUGCUUCGAAAUGGUUGUUGAGAUGUCUGAAAGCUAUUGUGAAACAUGGUUUGAUUUUUGCUAAGUGUCUUGAUGGUAAUGUGUUAAAUGGCUAUCAGGAUUCUAACUAUGUUAAUGGUAGAGAUAACAUGAAAUCUACCACCUCUUAUGUUUUUACCUUGUGUGGAUGCUGCAUUAAUGGGAAGUCCCAAAUGCAACGUACUAUUUCACUUUCCACUAUUGAGUCUGAAUAUGUGGCUACAACAGAAGCUUUUAAGGGAGUUACAUUACUGUUUACUCAGAUAGUCAGUCUGUCAGUUAACUUUGUAAAAAUCUUGUGUUUCAUGAUAGGACUAAGCACAUUGAUGUUAGGUUCCACUUGAUUCGAGAGAUUGUGGAUGCUGGAGAUAUCAUGCUGGACAAGAUUUCAUCAUAGUUCACUCCCUAACUAGCUCCCUUGCGGUGACCUUCUUGCGAGUGAGGAUGUCAAGCAGAGAGCUGGAAUUUUUAUCUUUUAUUUUCUGUAUUUCAUUAUAAACAGAGAGCCUGAAUUUUUCAUUAAGGGCAUUUUGGUCCGGUCAAGUCCUUUUAAAUCCUAUGAAACGUUAGAGCAUCUCUAAUGUUACAAUGUGUACGGUGCACACGUGGUAUGAGAGAUAACUACAUAAAUACUAGUAAAUAAAUUAUUUCUCUCCUUAUUUGAAUUGUUUUGUAUAGUUUUGGUAAGUUUUUCUCCACUAUGUCAAGAAGACCGUCUAGAUAUUGACAUUGCAGUUGACAUUGCAGGGAAAGACUUACUAAAAUUGUUUAAAAUCAUUUAAAUAAGGAGAAAGAUAAUUUAUUUGUUAAUAUUUAUGUGACUAUCACUUAUGCUACAUGUGCACCGUGCACAUUGUAGCAUUGGAAAUGCUCUUAGACUCUUAUACACGGAAUUAGCCCAUAAAAACGCAUUCUUUUUCAAAAGACGCAUACUGAACGCUACUCACUGUGUUGGCAGUUGGGCACCAAACAAAAGCUCAG